AGGGACUCGUUAGGAGCCAGGCACGCCAAAGGUGGGAGGAUUUUCUCAGUGAACAAGGGGAGCAGCCACUUGCCUUGCCAUGCUGAGAAGGGGAGAGUGUGGUUUAGAAACAACAUUCACCGGUGUGAUGCAGGGAGGGAUGUACAUGGUCACCAGGAUCCCAGACCCCACUCUCCCAGGAAUCUGAGGCGCCAAGGGCACAGCCCUGUUCCCCUGGCUGACUCGAAUCCCUGGGUCUGUAGUUGCCAGCAAUUUCUGUUUUCUUCCCAAGACGAGGAUCGUUUUGCACCCAGGGCAAGCUACAAGGAGGUCCAACUUCACUCACAGGCCCUCAACAUCUUCUCUAUGAGGAAAACAGAGGUGGGCAAGACCCAGGCUUGCCCUGGCUUGGGAAGCUUCCUCUCCAAUAGGGAUGAAGCAAAAACACUCAGAUCACAGCCACAAGGCAGGGAGAGCAGGGUGACUAGGAAGGGGCUGUCUGAUGCUGUGAAUGCCCCUUUGGACCCCCAAAGCAGUUUCUCAUUCAUUCAGCAAACCUUCACCAAGCACCCACCUUGUGCCAGAUCUGUGCAAAGACAUGGAACUGAACCAGAAGUGAGUAAGGCAAACUCCCUCAGGGAGUUUACGUUGUGCUCAGGAAAGUCAAGCAUUCAGGAGUGCAUUACUUAUUUGAUCACUACUGUGAUUAGUGCUAUAGUCAUUGUAUUUUUCUCUCUCCUCCAGCUGGGCUCACAUACUCUUGUUAAGUGGCCUUGCCUGUUGAGUGCCUACCAUGUGCUUAGGACUCUGCUAGGUGUCCUAGGGGAGGGUGUAUUACCCUGUUUAAGGCUCAUAACACCCCAGAUAGACAAUGGUAUUAACUGCACUUUACAGAUGAGGAAACUGAGACUCGGAAACAUUACAUAUCUUGCCCAACAUCACACCAUCAGUAGCUAUGUGACUUGGACAAGUGACUUAUUCUGCUCUUGCCUCUAUUUCUCCCUCUGGAAUAUGGGUAAGAUAAUAGUACUACCUGCUAGAGUUAUGAGGGUCUUAGGAGGUGGCACCUGUAAAGCACUCAGUCAGUGCCCGGCACACACUUAAUAAGGGUUAACAACUAUCAUGAGACCUGGGAGAGGAGGGCUCACCAUCCAUACGGAAGUAAGGAAGACUCACACCCCAGUAAGCUGGCUCCAGAACUCAGGGGCUUACCUGUGUUCUCUGAUGCCCCAACUCGGGAUUUAGUUGUAGCUAUGGACCUGGUGGGCAACCAGGAGGGGAUUUUAAUCUGUUCCUUGCAUCAGAAGGUCCAAUAGGCAGGGUUAGUGUAAUGGGAGAUGCCAUGGUAGGGCUAGCAAGGAGAAGAAGCCACGUGUACUUUGGUCUGAUGAAAGGCAGCAGUGAUCUGUCACCGACCAAAAUGGUCCCCCAACUAUGCAUUAUGGAGCAGCAACCCACAUACAGAACUCAAGAAGCCACGGCCUGGAGACUGCACCUGGACACGAAAGACUGGAGAGAGGAGUUGGUGGGGAAACCCCAGAGUCCUCAGGGUGCCACUCCCCAGCUCCACCAGACAACUUUGGGAAUGAGCUGCUGCCCCUGAGUGGCCCUCUCCAGGGUUGUAGUGAGGGUCUCUCCCCUCCAGGGAGGAGCAAACUCUUGCCAACUGGGGUCCUGAGAGAGGGGGCAGUUCAAUUCCUCCACAGGGGACUCUGCAACUAAGAUCUUUGGAGUGAAGCGUCUGCGAGCCUCUCAGGGACCCGGGAUGACCUGCACAGCAGCUGAAGGAAGACAGGCCAGACCAGGUGGGGGGCAGCCAGGAAACAUCUGGCUUGUAGUUUCAGAUUCUACCUGUUCACAGUUCACACAGUCUCCCGGUGAAACUCACACCUUGCCCUACGCCAAGUUUUUAAGACAGUCAAGCUCUGCCCAUCCGAGCCUUCAUUUUUCUUGAGUAGAAAAUUACUGAAAUCAUCAGAUCCAUGGCACCCACCCUCACUUUCUCCUAACAGCUGAAACUGUCAGGCUGGCUUCAGGGCCUGGUCUUCGCACUUGAUGUCACUAUCCUUCACCUGCUCAGACAGCCGGAGCAGGCGGGCGAGUUCCUCCCAACAACCUCCACUGCAUUCUCUCAGCUCCCACUGCAGGGCAGCCCACGUGUCUGAGUGAACAUGUGUGCAUGUGCACACACACAGAAUGUGAAUCUUCCCAAGCUGUCCGUGAGAGACACCGCCUCCCCUCGAGGGAAACAUGCAAAUGCUCCAUAAACAGCCACAGUGUGGGGCUCUGCCGUAAGGAAGUCACAGCAGACACGCUAGACGGCAUAGUCCUGGCUACAGCCUGGAGGAAGGGAGGCCCGUGGUGGAGCACUCACUCCGUGCUUGUCUGCCCAGUGAGACCUCAAUUUCCUUGAAGACAAAGGUCAUGGGUUGACUCUUGUGUUCCUGGUGGCCUUCACAGAGCUGAACAGAGGACAGACGCACAGACAGGUGAGGCUCUGGUGGUCAAGGCAGCAGUAUCCUUAGAUGCUAAAGUCUGAGCCAGGCCCCUUAGGCCCAGCAUGGGCAGGGCAAGGCCCAUAGUGGUGGGAAGCCAGUUGGCCAGCUGGGGUGAGAAGACCACGAAGCCAUGGGCAGAUAGGAAGUAGAGGUGAAUGUCUCUGCCUCCUGUAGGCCUCUGCCGGGACAGCACAGACCCUCUAGCCGGGACAGCACAGACCCUCUAGCUGGGGCAGAACAAGGCUGGUGCUUCCUUCUAGUCCUUGAGCCUGUAUAGCUCAAACUCAAGCAGAACCCUGGGGUUUUGGGAUUCUGUGUGGUGACGCUGAGGAAGGUUUAUGGAUUUGACAGGGUGCAUGUCAGAGAGACAGUUCUCAGUCAGCACUUCCUGUCCCCUGCAGAGACUCAUAGGGGACAGCCCCUGCCAAGGAGACCCUGGAGGGACUUUGAGGAUAGCAAUCAGAGGUUGGGCUGGCUGGACUGAGCCUGGGCCUGUUGUCCACCAAGUCUCCAUAGGCUCUAGCCUGACCCCUCCCUCCACCCCUGGGCUAUGCAGGCCAGCCUGUGCAGAACACCCCUGAUGCGUCCACUAGCAACAUCCGCCUCACUGUGCCAACACUCCAUCCACACAGGAAAGGGCCGAGAAGGCAAUGCUUAACCCAAAGGAGUGAGUUUCACAGGAGGAGUGGCUUCAACAGUUUCACUGCAGGACAUUGAGGGAAUAUUUCCCUAUCCCUUCAAAUGGACGGUCACUACAGAAACGUGUAGAGCAAGACUUUGUCAAGAGGUUGUUUCCAGGUCUCCCGGCGUCUAAAUAGCAGAGUUGGGAUGGGAACUGAGAACUGAUUCUUUCCACAACCGCCCACUGAGUAGCAAGGCUGCAGCCAGCAAAGAGGUGUGCAGAAGCAAGCAAGCUCCGUGUGGUGGGGACAGCACAUCGCCACCUCCACCGCCCCCUGCAACGGGCUGCCAGCUGGGCCACCUGCCUUCCACUGUAUCUACUGUGUGAGCUUCUCCAGCUCUGCUCUGUUUUCUCUUCCUCAGCAUCCACCCCGUGACACGUAGUGGUGGCUGAUGUCGCCACAGUACCAUGAGGUUAACAGCUCCUCCCUCCAGCUUCCUUCAUUGUGGCAGCCUCACCUGCAUUUCAGCCAUUUGCUGGACACCGCACCAGACCCUCAAAGCCCAUCCAAGACUGUGGGGAGUAGUAAACAACCCAGCCCAGUUAAGAGGAGAUGCCGAAUUUAAUGAACUCUAUUUGAAUUGCAGGGCUGUGAUUCCUCUUACCUUUAACGUGAACUCACAGGCAGAUUAAAGUGAAAUAAAACCUACC
Molecule: messenger RNA, 3810 nt
Organism: Piliocolobus tephrosceles (Ugandan red Colobus)
Lineage: Eukaryota; Metazoa; Chordata; Mammalia; Primates; Cercopithecidae
Gene: DCANP1
Product: dendritic cell associated nuclear protein 1
Exons: 2
Source: RefSeq, a predicted model, not a curated record